AUGGGUACAAUGGUGAAAGGAGAGAAGAUGCGAGAUGCUCCACAAUUGCUUGCAGCCUUCGUUGGCUUUUGUGGCAACCCCAACACAUGUGGCGUAUCUGUAAGUGGCAUCGCUCACUACCGUGCUUCCCGUGCUUCUUCUCUCCCUUUUGCUUUGGCGUUGAUGGUGGCGCGGUCAUCCCUUGCCGUGCAGCACCUCAAGGAGGAAAAAAUGUUAAGUUUGCCUCCAGCUUCCAAAAAUUGUUUGGCGCCGUGGAAUAGCACGGACACUGAUUUUUCUUAUUAUCCAUGGUCUUUGUUGUCAUUCUUGCGUGUUUUUUUUUUGAUGUUCCGCGGUCUUCACGUCUGCCCGCAAUGUUACGCGAUGUGGGGCCACAGGGAAGUACUGCGUUCGGUCGGUGGCACACCGGUACGGCGGGUGCCCUAA
Molecule: messenger RNA, 426 nt
Organism: Trypanosoma rangeli
Lineage: Eukaryota; Euglenozoa; Kinetoplastea; Trypanosomatida; Trypanosomatidae
Exons: 1
Coding region: 1-426 (141 amino acids)
Source: RefSeq, a predicted model, not a curated record